Clonostachys byssicola is the source of this 1713-nucleotide messenger RNA. The record is from the annotation of a GenBank genome assembly. Lineage: Eukaryota; Fungi; Ascomycota; Sordariomycetes; Hypocreales; Bionectriaceae.
AUGGCAAAUCCCACACAGCAAAGCCGGGCCUGGUGGAAGGAGAGCUCCGUCUACCAGGUGUACCCGGCCUCCUUCCAAGACUCCAACGGGUCUGGUGUUGGUGACCUCAAGGGCAUCAUCUCUCGUGUGGAUUACCUGAAGAAUCUCGGCGUCGACAUCGUGUGGCUGUCUCCCAUAUUCGAUAGUCCCCAGAUUGACAUGGGCUACGACAUUAGUGACUACAAGAAGAUUUACCCUCCGUAUGGUGACAUUGCAGAUGUAGACACGCUCAAGGACAAGCUACACGAGCGAGGAAUGAAGCUUGUGCUUGAUUUGGUCAUGAACCAUACUAGUGAUCAGCACCACUGGUUCAAGGAGUCGCGGAAAUCAAAGGACAAUCCAUUCCGGGACUGGUACAUCUGGAAACCUCCCAAGUACGAUGCCCAGGGGAACAGACAGCCUCCAAACAACUGGGGAGGUCACUUCCAAGGUAGCGCAUGGGAGUACGAUGAACAAACUGACGAGUACUAUCUGCACCUGUUUUGCACGGAGCAGCCCGACCUGAACUGGGAAAACCCAGCCGUCCGCAAAGCCGCGCAUGAUGUGAUGCGGUUCUGGCUGGAUCGAGGCUGUGACGGGUUCCGUAUUGAUGUCAUCAACUUCAUCAGCAAGGACCAGUCAUUCCCCGACUCUGAUAAGACCGUGCUCCCCGGCUCUGAGUUCUAUGCCGCCGGACCUCGUCUUCACGAAUAUCUGAAAGAGCUUGGGGCCAUUCUGAAGGAGUACGAUGCCUUUAGCGUCGGCGAGAUGCCCUGCGUCCACGACGAGCAGCAGCUGAUCAAAGCUGUUCGCUCCGACCGCGGAGAGCUGAGCAUGAUCUUCCACUUUGAACUGAUGGACAUCGAUCACGGUCCAGGGGGCAAAUUCUCCUCCAAGGACUGGAAGCUCUCCGAGCUCAAGAAGACCACGAACAAGUGGCAGCGAUUCAUGUACGACAACGACGGCUGGAAUGCGCUCUACCUCGAGAACCACGACCAGCCCCGCUCCGUCAGCCGGUUCGCCAACGACAGCCCCGAGCACCGCGCCGCGAGCGCCAAGCUCAUCGCCGUCUUCCUCGGAUUCCAGGCCGGCACCCCGUUCGUCUACCAGGGCCAGGAGAUCGGGAUGACAAACGUCCCCAAGGACUGGCCCAUGGAGGAGUACAAGGAUGUCGACUGCCUGAAUCAUUGGAGUUUGUUCAAGGAUACUGCGGAUGAGAAGACCAAGGAGGAGCUCAAGAGGAACUACCAGAAAAAGUCUAGAGACAACGCGCGCACCCCGAUGCAGUGGGACUCGACGUCCAAUGCCGGCUUCACGAGCGGGAACGAGCCCUGGAUGCGCGUGAAUGAUAACUACAAGGCCAUCAAUGCCGCGGCCCAGGUCUCAGACCCCAACUCAGUCUACCACUACUGGAGGCAGGUCCUCGAGAAGCGCAAGGAGCUGAAGGACAUUUUCGUCUAUGGAGACUUUACACUGGUCGACGAGCCCAACGAGCGUGUGUUUGCAUACAAGCGUAUAGCCAGCGAUGGCGCUGCUGCGCUGAUCGCUUGCAACUUCUCUGCGGAUCGAGUGAGUUGGGGUUUCGAGGGCAAAGCCAAGGAGGUACUAGUAAGCUCAGGUGGGAAAUCAUUGGAGAAUGUAAGCAGUGGCGAGAUAUCCCUGGGGCCAUACGAGGCUAUUGCCUUGCUCCUCUAG